Molecule: messenger RNA, 4357 nt
Organism: Protopterus annectens (West African lungfish)
Lineage: Eukaryota; Metazoa; Chordata; Ceratodontiformes; Protopteridae
Product: RAS guanyl-releasing protein 1-like
Exons: 15
Coding region: 53-2101 (682 amino acids)
Biological process (GO): positive regulation of GTPase activity; Ras protein signal transduction
Cellular component (GO): plasma membrane
Molecular function (GO): guanyl-nucleotide exchange factor activity; calcium ion binding
Source: RefSeq, a predicted model, not a curated record
AACUGCUUUGGAGAGGAAGACAAAUGUAGAAUGUUUAAAGAUCUGCUACUUAAUGAGAUUCUGGAUUACAGAGUUUUGGAUAAUGUUUAAACUGGAUGCAAACCUGAAAGAGACCAUGGAGCAGUUCCAAGAGGUGCUACGGCAAGAUGGAGAGGAAUCACACAGUCACCUAAUUGACAUAUCCCAGAUAAAUUCCCGUGAGUGGUCAAGAAAGCUGACACAGAGAAUAAAGCCAAACUACAGCAAGAAACGGAAAGUGUCCCUUCUAUUUGAUCAUUUGGAACCAGGAGAAUUGGCUGAACACCUCAGUUACCUGGAGUUCAAGUCCUUCCGACGGAUAUCAUUUACAGAUUAUCAGAACUACAUUUUAAGUGGAUGUGUUAAAGAUAAUCCAACAAUGGAACGUUCCAUUGCCCUCUGUAAUGGUAUCUCUCAGUGGGUACAGCUGAUGGUGCUUAGUAGACCAACACCACAACAACGGGCUGAGGUCUUCACCAAGUUUAUUCAUGUUUCGCAGAAGCUUCAGCAGCUACAAAAUUUUAAUACACUAAUGGCUGUGGUUGGAGGACUGUGUCACAGCUCCAUUUCUAGACUCAAAGAAACAAGCGCUUGUGUCCUGCAUGAAUUUAUUAAGGUGCUGAAUGAAAUGACAGAAUUACUGUCCUCCUUCAGAAACUAUGACAACUACAGACGCAUGUAUAAUGAAUGCACUGGCUUUAAGAUCCCGAUCCUGGGGGUUCACUUGAAGGAUCUCAUUUCUCUUCAUGAGGCCAUGCCAAAUUAUGUGGAGGAUACGAAAAUUAAUGUACAUAAACUGCAGACCCUCUACAGUCACAUCAAUGAACUUAUACAACUCCAAGAAGUGGCUCCACCCCUAGAAGCAAACAAGGACCUUGUUCACCUCCUAACAUUGUCCCUGGACCUAUAUUGUACAGAAGAUGAAAUCUAUGAGCUGUCCUAUGCACGUGAACCAAGAAAUCAUAAAGUCCCUGAAACUUGGAGGAAUGAUGAUUCUAACAAUUACAGAGUUCAUUUUAUAGCCACAGGUCAGCCUACGACUCCUUCAAAACCUGCAGUCGUUGCUGAUUGGGCAUCGGAAGUGGCUCCCAAACCUGAUCCCAAGACCAUCAGCAAGCAUGUCCAGAAGAUGGUUGACUCUGUAUUUAAGAAUUAUGACCAUGAUCAAGAUGACUAUAUUUCACAGGAGGAUUUUGAGAAGAUUGCUGCCAGCUUCCCUUUCCCUUUCUAUAUGAUGAACAAGGAUCGAGAUUUAAUCAGCAGAGAGGAAAUAACUGCCUACUUCAUGAGAGCUAGCUCUGUGUACUCAAAAUUACGUCUUGGCUUUCCUCACAACUUUCAGGAGAAUACCUACCUCAAGCCUACUUUCUGUGACAGCUGUGCAGGAUUUUUGUGGGGUGUCAUCAAGCAAGGAUACAAAUGCAGAGACUGUGGGAUGAAUUGUCACAAACAGUGCAAGGACCUGGUGGUCAUUGAAUGCAAAAAGAGAUCCAAGACCAUAACGUCAGAUAACAGUCCAACAUCAGCAUCCACCCCAUCUGCGCUCUGUUCUGCUAGUAUCAAAGGCCCUAUUCAUGAGGAUGGACCAUUUUUGUUCCCUGGUGAUGAAACAGCUGACCACUCUGAAGAAAAUAGCCAUCACACAAUUGUACUACUUGGAGGACCGGCUCAUAAAAUUCCUUUAAGACUGAAGCCAUCUGUAAUGCACAGGAGUACACAGACAGAAGCACUAUCACAAACUGACAAUUCUGGAAAUUUCUGCUUUCCUUCUCCAAGAAGUAAUACAUCAGAAACUAUACUGCCAUUGCCCACUCCAACUUCCCCAUGUCCUAGUCCAGUUCCAAUGCGGAAAAGAGCCUAUGCAAAAUGGGAUCACAGAGUAACCAUUCAGAAAACAAAAGAUGAACAGCUAAACUUCAAGCUUGCUGAAUUUCAUGAACUGGAAAAGGAACGUGAUGAUCUGCGAGCAGAGAAUGAUGCCUUGAAGAUGCAGCUUAAGGAAGAACAGAAUACUGUUGAGAUUCUAAAGAUGCAGCUUAAAGCACAAACACUGGACUGUGGAAAAACAAGUGAUACACCAUGACAGAGACCUCUGGAAUGUUUAGUAGACUUUUCUGGUGAGAAAUGUUAAAUAACUACAUACCCAUUUCAGAUGUCUCAUAAGGUGGCACAAAUGGGAUUAUUACUUAUAGCUGCACCUAGUAAACCAUGUAUUGCUUGAUUCCAACAGAAAUAAGUACCUAACUAUGGCUGGAAUUCUAAGCAGAUAUAUGUUGAAGAUAUUCCAGUCUUGUUAUGGUCAAUGCAAGCAUUUCUGACAGAGUUUGAACUUAAGGCAGCUGGGAACAUUGUUUUAGCUGCAGUUCAUAAUAGCUGUUGUCCACAUUAUAGGGGAGAGAGAGCUGCCAUUGUACGCACCAACAUAUUUUGGAUUACUGCCUUGUUAAGGGAAAAGAUUCUCAAUUUCAAAUGUACAUAUUACCAUUAUGAUACCAUCCUGCAAUAUUAUACUUAAAUGUGAAAAUACAAGUAGACUCUAUUAAAUUAUUGUAUUCUGUCCAUGCAUUGGUGUAUAUACACACAAAUGUGCACACACAGUUUUUCGUGUUACAUUUAUACAUGUAUUUCUUCAGAGAAUGCAUAUCCACUAACCCUUUACCUUUGGGUCAUCAGAUUUGCACAGUAAUGUCAUCUCCUUUUACUCACCAUAUAUACAAGGAAAGUAGCAACACUUGUGACAGAUGAGUACCUACUAGAAAGCAUGAAAAAGGAGGGAAAAAAAGUAACACCAUGGACUUGCAACUGUCACACACCAGAGACCCUUUAGGAGGGGUCUCAUUGUUAGUACAGAUCACUGAAAAUAUUAAGUGUUUUGUUUGUUUUAUUAAGAUAGAUGUGAGCUCUUUUGUCAAACCACUAGAAGACUGAUGGAUAUGACAGAUCAAGUCUUCUGUUAAAACUGACAUUUUGUUCAUGAUCAAUGCAUUUUAUAUUGUUUUAUUAAUACAUUUGUUGGGUAAUGAGAGAGUUAAUCAAUGAGACAACAGAGUAAACUAGGAGAGUGCUAGCAAAGAAAAGCUAACAAGCUAUAAGGACUUGGCUUUCUUUUCCAUAGUUUUUCAACUUUAGAUAAAACUUAAAAGUGAAAGGAAAAUAAUUAUUCCCAACAGGAUACUGGGAUAAAUGUUACAUUUGCAACAUUCAUUGCUGAAUCAGAAUUUAAAAUAUUUAUACAGGUAAGGAAGAAUCUGGGAACGUUGAUCACAAAACUUAAAAUUAAUUUGCUGGCAAUGUGAGAAGGUUUAUUAAAGAAGCAAACUUGUGUUUUGAAAUCUGGUUGCGUACAAAACAUGCCCAAUGUUUUUUACAAGUACAAUUUCGUAAACUGCAUUGACGUCUGAUGACUACUAUAGAUUAAAUUGUAAGCACAAAUCUGUUAUAGAAUACAGGCUUCCACUGAAUGUGUAUGUACAGUAGUUCACUUAGCUUUGCUAGAUGCCUGCCAAUCAGCCAUGUUGCCAACCAGUUAGUCAUCAAAUUCUGGUUUAAAAAAAAAAAACAGUAGAGAAACCUGACUUUAAACAACUUCUCAGUGUUAAUGGAAUACUGUCAAUUAAAAAGUCAAACUUUUUUGUAACUACACUGGUCCUUUCAAAUAUCCACAGUACAGACAUACAUACAUGCAUCUAAGAAGCCAAGUUACAGUGUUGAGACAAGAAUUUGAAAGUUUUAAAGUGGUGUUGCCAGAACCAGCUGAACUAAUAUGCACAUUUUAAAAACAUACAGGGGUUCUAGUCUGUUUUGCAUUUCAAAAUCUUUACUUUAAUUGCACUGUAUUGAAAUAUCCCUGAAACCAUAUAUAUUACAGUGAUAUAUAUGCAUCUACACACACUUUUAUAUACAUCUGUAGAGAGAGAGAAAAAGAAACAGACACCACACACAUACAGACCAGUAUAAUGCAAGAAAAAAAACUGCCAUACAACAACAUGCUUCUGUUUAAUAGGUCCGUAGGUACUUACUAGGCUACUGAGCUAUGAAAAUCUUAAGAAACCUCUCCUUACAUAUUCUUGUUAAUUUGUAGCCCUUAUAUUUUGCAUAUGUAUAAGACAGAGAUGGACCAAACAAGGAUAUUUGGGACAUUUACAUGUUCCUCCUAUCCAUUAGGGACAGGGGUGCAAACUUAAUAAAGUAAGAGAAGUACUUUGCCUUACCUGUUGCAGUGUUAUUCACUUCAAUAUAAGCUCAUUGGUGUGUACUAAGCAAACGAUCACAAGGGCCUUUUGAAAAGUUCUAGUACCCUUGAUAAGUGUAAGCAGGGGCUUGAGAGUUGAAAUAUUUA